AUUUCAAGAUUUUACAUAUUUACAUAUUUAAAGUUUUUCUAUUAAUAUAUUGUAUUUUUUUUAGUUAGACCUAUUGUGGCUUAAACGAACAUACUUCCUAAUAGCGCCUUGUACAUCUUCUUUUGUUUUUUCUGAAAAGAGGUCUAAUAAAUGAUUAUUAAUAAUUGAGUCAUGCACACAUAUAAACUUCAAUUUCUUAAUAGGGGAAUCACACGUUAAAUGCAGUAUAAAAACUGGAAUGCAACGUGGUAAUGCAGUUAUAAAUUGGCGUUCAUUUGCUAACGAGCUUUUUAGCAUAGUGCGUCGAAUAAUUUUUUGUUCUAAUAACAAGUCUUAUUAACUUUAUUCGGUAUUUUUUAAAGUUAUCAUUUGGAAACUAAUUUCUAAAUAUGGAAAACCCGAAGCCAUUACAAGCAGUUGCGAUCGGAGCUGGUGCUGGCCUCCUAUAUUGGUGGUUUAGGAGCGGCUCCAACGAGCAAACAACAGUUGUAAUAAACAACUAUAAGGAAUGUGAGGACGCCGUGAACAUUUUACGAGAGCACUGCGAUGAUUAUCAUGUAGUUAAAGUUGGCGUCGCUCCACUUGACGACGCUGGGCGGCUUUCAAGGGAAUUUAACCUAACGACUGUUUCUACAUUAGAUUUGCGUUUUGUUGCCGUUCUUACUGGUAAAAAACCUGGUACUUUGGCUGCUAUGUAUGAGAGGGUGGUAGGCGGUACUCUAAAGUGUUUGGAUUUGUCUGCAAAUUGGCAAGCGAAUAAUCUGACACAAGAACAAAUUGACUAUGCUGCUGGUCAUGCCAACGCUGGUAUACAAAUAUAUACAACUCUAGCUCAAAAAGUGUCGGAUGUAAGCGUUUUCAAACAGUAUUACGGUCAGAGAUAUGAUCCGCAUCAUAUGUACGUAUGUUUAAUAUAGUGAUCGGUCUUUGUAUAUAUAUAUGUGUAUCUAUGGCAAAAGCUUAAAUAUAUAAUAUAUCAAGGCGAAUUUAUAGAAGGUGGUAUAGAAUACAUUUACAUGUACGUAUUUUGUUUUUGCAAUUUGGUUGCUCAUAUGUAUAUAUGUAUGUUUGUCAAAAUUCAAUGAGAAUGUAAAAAACAAACAAAACGUCAAUAAAGUAACAGUGCAUUUUAA
Molecule: messenger RNA, 1133 nt
Organism: Anastrepha obliqua
Lineage: Eukaryota; Metazoa; Arthropoda; Insecta; Diptera; Tephritidae
Product: exonuclease 3'-5' domain-containing protein 2-like
Exons: 2
Coding region: 390-917 (175 amino acids)
Biological process (GO): nucleobase-containing compound metabolic process
Molecular function (GO): nucleic acid binding; 3'-5' exonuclease activity
Source: RefSeq, a predicted model, not a curated record